Molecule: messenger RNA, 5756 nt
Organism: Eurytemora carolleeae
Lineage: Eukaryota; Metazoa; Arthropoda; Copepoda; Calanoida; Temoridae
Product: breast cancer type 1 susceptibility protein homolog
Exons: 36
Coding region: 103-5496 (1797 amino acids)
Biological process (GO): negative regulation of fatty acid biosynthetic process; positive regulation of transcription by RNA polymerase II; double-strand break repair via homologous recombination
Cellular component (GO): BRCA1-BARD1 complex; BRCA1-A complex; plasma membrane
Molecular function (GO): ubiquitin-protein transferase activity
Source: RefSeq, a predicted model, not a curated record
UAUGGUUGUACAAUUAAAAUCACAGCUUUUACAAUCCCAGCUCAGGACAGAUUCCCAAAUUCUUCAGAGUGAUUGUACCUCUUGUACCAGACUUAAUAAAACAUGGAACUAUCACAGGCCAACCUUGAAGAGUCAGCUUCUCAUCAUCAAAACUUAAAAAACCUGUUGUCCUGCCCUAUUUGCUUGGAUUUAUUUGUCUCUCCGUCCAGAACAAAGUGUGAUCAUGUGUUCUGUAAGUCCUGUAUUGAAGAUCAUAUAAGAAAAGGCAAAAAGAAGAUUCGCUGUCCACUCUGCAACACUCCUGGUCUUAAUAAAAGAGGAUUAGAGAUGGAUACAACGAUGUCUCAGUUGGUAGAUCUCAUGAAAAAGUUAAUCGAAGCAGAACGAGAAGAUACCAACGGAGAGAUUGACUUCAUGAAUGUUAGGGUUCGAAGAGUUGGUUCCAGAGAGAGUAAUGGAAGUCCUUUCAAACCUGGAGAAUCCAAGUGGACUCCAGUCAAAGAAAAACUUACAAAGGCAGGGAGAGAAGUCUGGCACAAGAAUAAGCGAGGAACAGCUAAAACUUACUCAAGAGCUAGAAAAGAUCGGUUCCAAGACGAGGGUAGUCAAGUCUACCCUGGAGAAAGGGUCGAGGGGGACCAGGACACCUUCAUACUCCAGGCAGAGGACAAGGCUAUUCAACUUCCGCUGGUGGAUAAACAAGACAUGGUUCAACAUUGGCUAACAGAUGAGAACAGAAUGUCCGGUAAGUUUGUUGACCUCUCAAGUCAGCCUGCCGAUUUCAGGGGAGAAUCCACCCCCCAACCUUCAACUUCAGGGGAGACUGUGCCCUCACCCGACACCCCUAACAUAACCCCUCUUCCUUAUCCAAGGAAAUUCUUUAAAACCCGAGGAGUUACACCAGCUCUGUCAAAAAAACUACUGACAUCUGUACCAACACCACCUUCAAGCAGUGCAGGGAUGGGUAGAGGGGCUCCACCUUUAACCAGUGCAGGGAGGGGCAGAGGACGGGGAAGAGUAAGUGCAAGUGGCCGAGGGAAGAAAAAAUCCUCCAGUCCUGUCAACCUUCCGAGCUCCUCAUUUGAUAUAUCGCAGGAUUUGCCAACGAUAAGCCAGGCUGUAGAUGUGAACAAUACCUUUGAUAAACUUUUCACAGAUAAAAUUACAACAAAGCCGCCCCAGCAGAAUAAGAAGAGUACAGCUGCUGGUCAAGCUAAACAUAAACCUGGAAUAUUCUGGUCUCAAGUCUCCGACCUAGACUCUAGCUUGGAACUCUUAGCUCCGGAUACUACAGAGACUUUGAUACACUCGCUCAACUCUCCGAAUAUACUAGCUCCGACUGGUUUGGAUGAAGAUGAACGAAGGAAGAAGUAUUCGGGGAAAACUCUGACAGAAAUGCUAGAGGAAGGAUUGAAAGCAGAAAAGGAAGAACGGGAGAAAAGAAAACGAGUCUCGUGGCAGGAUACUCCCAAGGAAAAUAAGAAUUGUGUUGUUCAGGAAGUUGAGAAUAAUAAUGCCGAGGAUAAAGUUGAAGAGGUAACUGUGGUUCCAGAAACACCUCUUGACAAACCCCCAAAGCUUCCUUUAUCCAAGACUAAUCUGAUCUCUGAAAGCUUUGAGAGUCUGCAGAAACCUGGACAUCCAUCCAAUCUAGAGACUGAAUCCUUCCCAAGUAUUAUCUCCGGGUCCCAGGAGGAUACCAACAGGAGUUUGAGGAAAUCCUUCCUGCUAGAUGUUGAUACUCAGGAACUCAAGGAGAAUGCGGAACCAAUGGAUACUCUAGAACUGAUUCAAGAGCUCUCAAAUUCAGAAAAUAAGGAAAAAAGGUUUGACGGAACCGCUGUCAAGAAUUCUCGACUAUCUCGGAGGAAAUACAGAACAGACGAUGUGUGCAGUACUCCCGGGAAAUCAAGCGUUUUUGAAAAGGAAAUCAAGUCUCCUUUGCCAGAAAAAGCAAUCGAGUCUCCUAGAAAAUCGAGUAGAUCCAUGGAUAAAAGCGAAACCAUCAAAAAAGUCGACUCUCCCGAAAAAUCUACGAAUUCUAAAAGUCCUGAUAAAAAGUCCAAAUCUUUAUCUCCUGUAAAUACUGCAAAUGUUGAGGCAAACUCCAUAUCUCCUCUUGAAUCUAAUAUUGAAGAUAGGAAAACAUCUUUAUCUCGCGGGAAGUCUUUCCAGUUAGAGAAAGAAACGUCUGAAUCCAGUAAGUUAAACGAAAAGUCCCCGGAGAAAUUGAACCAAGGAGAUGAGACGAGGAAUGGUUCAACCACCAAUACGAGAUCAAAGAUUCACGAAUCCCCUUCUAAUAGAUCUUACAUCAGAAACAAAACGACCACUACUCCAUCUAGAAAUCCGAGAACAGCUUCCUCAUUAAGAAGUAUUAAAGUGUCCACACGACUAUCGCAAGGAGCGUCUUCUGCGAUAUCUCAGUCCCCUAAGAGCAGCACACCGAGGAGUAAACACAGGUUCCUCAAGAAAUCUCCGAAACGUCUGAACAAAAAGGGGAGAGUGAAGUUUAAUCUGUUGGGACGGAUUAAGAUAAGUCCUCGUAAAUCAACAAGAGAGAAGGUGUGUUCCUAUCUUCAACUUGGACUCCUGGCUUCAAACAUACCAGUUGCUCCAAGUCUGCGUGCACUUGUCCAGAAAAAGAGAGAACACCAGGGCCAUGUGGAAAUCAAUCAACUGCAAAAGGUUGAAAGUUGGUUGACUAGACUCGAGACUGGAUCAGUGCUUGGCACUGUAGAGGAUCAACCUGUUGUAAAGACUAGAGAAAUUCUAGGCAAAUCUGUAGAACACAGACUGAGUCAGAUAUUCGGGAAAAGGGCAGAAGAGGAGAGGAGUGUAUGUGCCGAAGGUGUAGGUCCUAAUCUACUUCAAAGACAUCUGAGCACCAUAGAUGAUGAGCAGCUAGUCACCAAACUAAAACCGGUGGAUGGUGAGAAUGAUGCAGAACCAAGUAAACAGAUAUCUCAACUUCCUUCUAUUCAUGGAUCCUUGACUCCUCCUCUAGAGAACCUGGAGAACCUGACACAGCUUCAGAGAGAGUUAGAAUUAGAUCUCAUAAACAGAGGAUUAAUCACACCUAGUCCGAUACUAGAUAAGGCUGGGGGGAUGGAGGCUGAGCUACCAAUGCUAGAAAACGAGGAUAGCAAUGAAUUGCCGGACCCAGCGAAACAUACUUCCUUUAUGGCAGAAGUGCUCGGAGAAGAAAAGUGCUCCCUAUACUCCCAAGAUCGGGAAACUAGAAGCCAGGAGAUAAACAGAAUAGCUCUUCAAGAGUUCAGAUCAGAGAACGAUGUUAUUGUUGGGGAACCUCUCAAUCCCUCCGGUUCUAGCAGUAUCGGAGGAAAAGCUUCCUCCAACUCUAGUUUCGGAGGACGUCCCCAGACCAAGCGCCAGAUCUGCUCUAGUAGUAGUAGUAGUGAAGCUAUGAGGAGUGUGAAGAGACGACGUAUUAACGUAAUAGAGAGUGAGAGUGAGGAGAGCAAUGAUGCUCAGAAUCAGAUACAGGAUAUCCAAACACAACAUACACCCAAGGUUGUUGAUAAACUGCCAAAAGCUGGAGGAACUGGUUCCCGAACCAAGUUUGAAAACACUUUCAAGGAUCUGAAUGAGUCCCUGGACAUCGAGGAUUCUCAGGACACAAACAACAAGGAAUCAAGGAGUGGGAGAAAGACGGGGCGAAGAAACAUUACUCGUACUCCCUUGGUUGAAGUUUUAAAUACUAACAAAUUGGAUCGGAAACAGGAGAGCAGAACCCCUAAAAGUAAGUUUGAACAGGAGAGCAGAUCCCCUAAAAGCAAGUUUGAACAGGAUAGCAGAACCCCUAAAACCAAGUUUGAACAGGAGAGCAGAACCCCUAAAAGCAAGUUUGAACAGGAGAGCAGAGCCCCUAAAACCAAGGUUGAACAGGAGAGCAGAACUCCUAAAAGCAAGUUCGGACAGGAGAGCAGAAUCGUCCAAAGCAGACGUGACCAGGAAACCAUCAAAAAUCAUGGCGAUAUGGAAGAAAACUCCGUUUUUCAUUCAGAAUUGGAGUUUGAACCUCUGAUUCCACCAGCAGAGACCAACACGCAGUCCAUCUCACUUCUCUCCGAUCCUUCUGGAAGGAAAAAAAGAAGUCUUAAAGCAAAUCCAGGCGAGACAGAAAGAUAUGCGGCAAGUGACGGAAGUGAAACUGAAAAUAACAAUACUCAGGAGCUACAGACUGCACUGACAGGAGCAGUGGGUACAUUGAAAUCUAUGAAGGAAAACUUCCAUCAGAGUUUACAGGUACUAGGCAGUCCUAACCAGACUGUGAAUGAGAAAACUCCUGGAAGUAUGAUGAUUCAAAUAGAAACUGAUCAAGUUGACACUGUAGAUGAUACUCCAGCAGCUGUAGCUGAUCUUGAUGCUGAUACUCCUGGAGUUAGCGAAGAUGAUGAUGACAUGUUCUCAGCUACACCUGAUGAGCCAAGCAGAUUGCCGCUGAAGAUUAUGAGGGAACCAGGACUAACAAUGGUUGAGGAGGAGGAGCUAGAACCUGGAAACAAGGAAACAGAAUCAGGAUGGAAAACAUGUCAAGUCGGAGAGACCGAAGAGAUUAGUUCAGCUCCAGUGGAUUCCAAUGAGCCCGGGAUCGAAGUCCCAGACACUGAAGAUAUUCUAGGAGAAGAGUUCAUGCAAGAAGUCCUAAAUGCGGAGUUUAAGAACGGAGAAGAUGUUGAGAAGACUAGCUCAAACUAUUUAUCCCAGGUGAACUCUAAAAAGAAGAGUCCUGAGAAACCAGUUUACCAGGCUGACACGUCAAGCUGGAAUUUUGUACUCUCUAAUAUAUCUCAGCAGGAUAGGCCUACAGUUAACAAGUUUUUAUCUCUAUACUCUAUGAACCCUGUAUCUAGUAGCGUGGAUAAGAGAACUACUCAUAUAAUUGUCAACACUGAUGAGGAUCUUUUGGCUCAAAGAACUUUAAAGUAUUUACAGGGCGUAUGCCGAGGAUUAACUAUAGUCUCCCAUCUCUGGUGUGAGAAAAGUAUAGACGAAGGAAGACUACUGGAUCCACUGAACUUUGAGGUGCUAGACGCUGAGUUGAAGGGUGCUAAUGGUCCCUACAGGUCCAGAAUGUCCAGGGUUGAGAGAAGACCUCCUGUACUUCAGGGUUGGGAGGUCAUGGUAUUUGGAGAGAUUGAUACCAUUCCUCAGUCUGCUCUCAUUGAACUCAUCACACUUCUCGGAGCAAGAUAUGUUGAGGAUGUGAAGAACUUCUCAUACAACAGGAACAAUCCUAGGAUCUGUAUUGUGGACUCAAUAGUAGAGAUUGAUGAGAAGCAGGCACGUCGGUGUAUAAAAGCACGGCACACCUUGAUGGUAGACAAAGAGUGGUUACUAGAAACCAUUGGUGGAUGGGAGAUUAGACCUGUGUUGGCCCACGCUUCAUUCGGGAUACUAGCUGCGGAUAUUGAAGGUCUGGGAUAUCCAGCUAAUUUUAUUGGAGAACCUAGUAAUAGCGGAUAUGUGUAGUGGAUAUCGAUGAGGAAUUCCUGUAGCGGAUUCUCUAACAAAUGUGAUUAAAAAUCACAAUAAUAAAGUUAUGUCUAUUGUGUACUACUUUGUCUAUUGGAGAACCUAGUAAUAGCGGAUAUAUCUGAUGUGAUUUCAAAUGUAUUCUUUGUGCAAUCAUAUUCAGCGAGUAUUUACUUAAUUUUUCUGAUUGCCGCUUUUUGAUUCUCUACAAAUGUGAUAGAAAAUUACAAUAAUAAAGUUAUGUCUAUUGUAUACUA